AUGAGUCGAAGGAGCUCAAAUGCUUCUGUCGAUGACAAAACAACGCAGCAAGCACCAGGAUCGUCUAUAAUUGUAGAAACUAAACCUAAUCUCGAUAAAGACGAGUUUGAACAAUAUUCUUCUAAAGCAGUAUUCACAGAAGAUCCAUUGCCUGAAAAAAUGGUAUUCCCAACGAUUGACAAUUACAUUGUAUAUAUGAAUCAUGUUGCUUAUAGUGAUUCAAGAUUCGCCAGAGGAAAGAUAUUAUCUUAUACUAUAGCAGUGAAACAGCAAAUUGAAAAAACUCGAGUGGAAUUAGAACAACUGCUCGAAUCAGUGAAAGUAGAGCAAGAAGAACUAAAUUCUUUAAAUACUACGCCAAUCUUAAAAACAUUAACACGAGAUAAUGCUGAUUUUUGGAGAGCAAGAGUUAUAUUAUACUUAAAACAAGUAAAGUAUUCGAAACAAAUAUCAACAAAUAAGUUAAAUCGUUGUAUUAAAGCGAUGAUGGAUUUAGAUUCAUUAGAAGUAGUUGUAAACGAAUUAAUUGAACAUCCUCGAAAUAUUAUGGUAUCUCAGCAAGCUAUACAAAGAAUCCCUUCAUCCAUAAAAUACGAUUAUGACAUAAAAUUGCAAAUCAAAGCAAAAGCAGUCGAAUAUCAGUUGGCCGAUAUUAAGAUAGCCAUGUCAUUUAUACCUAGACCAUUUAUCAAGCCAGAUUCAUGUGCAACAGCAAUUCAAAAUAUUCUUAAAUCUGCAGCUAACAUUCGCGAUCCAUUGACUCACUAUUUAUCCGACUCUUACGAAUCUGCAACCUUUGGAGAUUUCAUACAAUCCAGAUUUUCGCCAAUUCGCUACACAGAAAAAGAACCAGAUACAAUUGACAAUUUGAUCGAACUUACUGUUGAAAUGAUCAAGAGUUUCGCAGGAAUAAAGCAGCCUGAACAAAUAAAUGCCCUUGCAGAUUUCUCUGUUCGUUAUUGGUUCAAAAGAUUACAAGUAUGUGAAGAAUUUUAUCAGCAAUACGACCCAAAGAUACCAAAUUAUCUUGCUUCUCUACGGAAUAAGAAGAUUUCGGAGCUCGGACCACCAAAAACUUUCGAAAAAAUGAUGCAUAAUUAUCUUAAUAUGAAACCUGCUGAGUUUUUCGCUAGUUUUCAGUUACUCAAUCAAUCUAUAGAGAAUCUACUUGCUCUAUGUUUCGAAAAUAGCCCUGUAGAGAUAUCUUUAGAGGCUUAUAUUAUUAAUUUAAGAUUUGCCGGGUUUUCUGCUCCAUAUCUUAAGAAGGAUAUUCAUGACAAGCUCACUAUCGAAUGGGUUGUCUUUUUAUGGAAAAUUGUCUUCAUUUUAUCAGAUCUUCCAUAUCCAGAAAAGAUUUUUGAGUUUGUAAAGAAAUACUAUGUCUUGGCCCGUAUCCCAAAAAUGCUCCUCGACGGGGCGCUUUUAGCUUACUCCGUCAUUACUGAUAUGAUUUCAAAAAUGAACAAAAAUCAUAAAGAAACUGUUUGA
Trichomonas vaginalis G3 is the source of this 1488-nucleotide messenger RNA. RefSeq lists its product as uncharacterized. The coding region runs from base 1 to 1488 and encodes 495 amino acids. The record is from RefSeq and is a predicted model, not a curated record. NCBI's taxonomy places the organism in Eukaryota, Parabasalia, Trichomonadida, Trichomonadidae. The transcript has a single exon.